UCCCCAAACGUUAAACCUUCGACCGGCGGACUAGUAGUCAGGUGGGUGACCACUGGCGAAUCCCCGCUGUUGUAUGUUUUUGUUUUUGCAAGUCCUUUGAUAUUUACUCGAUCUGUGUCACAGACUUUGGCAGGAUCUUGGUAUCAGGACAUAUGUAGCAAUUAG
Molecule: messenger RNA, 165 nt
Organism: Bipolaris maydis ATCC 48331
Lineage: Eukaryota; Fungi; Ascomycota; Dothideomycetes; Pleosporales; Pleosporaceae
Source: RefSeq, a predicted model, not a curated record